UUUACCGAAUCGGACAGAUAUUAAACAUACCCAGGACUACUAGAGAUUUGUUCAAUUUCGUCUGCUUCUUAUUUCGAUAUAUUUUUUUGGCAAUGUCCACUGGUGAAUACCAAGAAACAAUGGAAGAUAAAGAAGCAGCUCAAACGGAAGGUGGAGAUGCCGAAAGAACUUCUGUUAAAACUGGAGUCCUUAAUGCCAUGAUAAAGGGUGGAGCUCAAGAAACCAAGGAAAAUGACAGAAAACGGCACAAUCCACUUCAAGAGGAAACAGAAAAGCAGUCAUGGCCUCGAAUGACCAAGAAAUUCCUGAAAGACCACUGUAAGCAGAACAAACUUUACUCAACACCAUGCCUGAAUGACACAUUGUACCUGCAUUUCAAAGGUUUCUCCACCAUUGAGAACUUAGAGGAGUACACAGGACUGAAGUGUCUCUGGCUGGAAAGCAAUGGGCUUCAACGCAUAGGGAACCUGGAUGCCCAGACUGAUCUGCGCUGCUUGUUCCUUCAGCAAAACCUCAUAUAUAAACUGGAAAACCUUGAACAUCUGAAAAAACUCUGCACCUUGAAUGUCUCUAACAACUAUAUCCACACCAUAGAGAACAUCUCCUGCCUUCCUGACCUGAGUACUCUGCAAAUUGCCCAUAACAAGCUGGAAACUGUGGAGGACAUAGAGCACCUGAGUCAGUGUCUGGCAGUCAGUGUGCUCGAUAUAUCUCACAACCUGUUAAAUGACCCUGAGAUCCUCCCUGUACUUGAGGCAAUGCCAGAACUGCGAGUGUUAAAUCUAAUGGGAAAUGAGGUAGUGAAUAAGAUCCCAAACUACAGGAAGACCAUGAUAGUGCAGCUCAAGCAGCUGACCUUCCUUGAUGAUCGCCCUGUAUUUCCCAAAGACAGGGCAUGUGCAGAGGCGUGGGCAGUGGGAGGGCUGGAAGGGGAGCGCAAAGAAAGGGAGCAAUGGGAAACACGAGAGAGGAAGAAAAUUCAGGACAGCUUGGAUAGCAUGGCAAUGAUUCGGAAAAAAGCUCAGGAGAGACGACACCUGCAAGAGCUACAGGAGAAAGGGGAGACUGAGGUUUCCACAGCUCCAUGUGAGGAAAACAACACCGAGAUUUUGACUUCACAAGAAGUGAAGAUCCAAGCCUUUGUGCAGGACAGCCUGGAUGCCCAUGAAGAGUUCUUGCAGAGUCAAGCAACACACAAAUACAAGACAAAAAGUGAACUUAGAGAGACAGAGCAGAAAAGUGAUGGGUUGCAGAGAGAGCAGUUAGAGAAAGAUGACCAGGACCAAUCACAGAAGAAGCAGCUUGUGACAGAAGAGACAGAAAUGGUGAAUCCAGAGCAGUCAGCACAAGAGCUAGAAAGUACUGCAGCAAUGUUAGAGACUGAGAAAAUAGAAGAUAACACACAACAACAACAAAACCAGUCAGUUGUAAUCCAGCUGAUGAGAAAUGAAGCAGAGAGAGAGCAGGCAAACAUGAGUGAGCAGCGUGAGAAGAAACAGCCUCCGACUGUCAAGGCAGCACCUCCUGAAACAGAUGAGGUUGUUUCAACAUAUGGUCCGGGACCACUGGUUACAGAGCUGGAGGAUGUAGAACAGCUGGAAACCAUUCACCUUCCACUGCAUAGCUUACUCCAUAUUGAUGACCUGCCUGAUUUGGAGGAUGUAGAUACUGAAGACUUCACUGCAAUGUUUUCUUCUCAGCAGGUGUUCAAACCAAAAAUAGAAGUCAUAUCAGGAGGCAGUGAUGAGGACGAGCCAACUGGGAACCAAAGUGAGACCAUCCCCUCUUUAAGUCCAGACAAAAGCUCUUUGUUCACUGAAGUCUCUCACAAUUCUUCAUCACUGCUGUAUCCAGGGGAUUGGGAUGCCUUUGAGCCACUGGUAUUUGAACCAGUGGAAAAGUCAAAGACAAACCAAACCUCCUCUCCACCAUGCUGCCUGAUUGAGGAGCUGGAUUGAUGCUUUUUAGGUUUAAACAGUCUCAGAGGACAUGGCUUCAAUUAUAUGUUUUAAUGCUGACAGGCAGUAGACCAGCCAUGUGAGACCAUAAAAAUCCUAAUAAGAGCACAGCUUUAAUUUAAAAAAAUAUUUAGCUUUGAAAAGAUACACAGUAUAUGGUUAUUCAUUGCUUUGCAUGUUUGUGUUAAAUGAGUCAGACAUUUUGUUUAUGUGGUUGUUA
Molecule: messenger RNA, 2178 nt
Organism: Seriola dumerili (greater amberjack)
Lineage: Eukaryota; Metazoa; Chordata; Actinopteri; Carangiformes; Carangidae
Gene: dnaaf1
Product: dynein axonemal assembly factor 1
Exons: 2
Coding region: 93-1958 (621 amino acids)
Molecular function (GO): protein binding
Source: RefSeq, a predicted model, not a curated record